AAUAUUGUAGAAGAAAUGGAAAGUCCGAAGAAGUCUGAAGCCAAUGUUAUAGCACCUGAAGAAAAGGUCUCAGAAAUUGUGCCUAAGAAAUCUGAAGAAGCUGCGACAGAAGCGGAUGAAAAUGCAGCUAAGGAAAAAAUGGAAGUAGAGACAGGGGAAAUGAAGUCCGAUGAAUCUGCUUCCGUAGAAGAAACAGCGACCAAAGAGUCACCUGCAAAAGAAGAAGACAAGAAAACACAGUCAACUAAGGGAUCUCCUGUGAAGGAGUCACCUGUUAAGAAAGAGAAUAAAAAGAAGGGAGAGAAAGAAGGGAAUGUUGAGGCAACUGAACAGGAAGAGGAGGAGGAAAAUGAAGAACAUGAACAAAAGAAAGGGAUUUUCGACAUGCCGUUGGAGGUAGAAGGAAAACGUGAGCGUCAUAAGGUUGAACGCAUCUCUAUCGGUACUCCCACAGCCAAAAAAACUGCUACUGAAAUAAAGAUGGGAAACGGCGUACCACUUGGAGAAAUAGCAUACAUCGAAGACCAGCUCAAGAAACAUAGCGCAGUUGAGCUACAAAAUAUUCAUCGUUUAAUUUAUGGCCAUGUCGGCAAAGCUUCAACCAUCAGGAGAGAAAUUCGCAAGUUUACUGGGUUUGCCUUCGAAGAAAAUACCCCAGAAUUCAAGCACAAGGUCGCUUACUUGCAAAAACUGACAUUAGAUCAGCUCAAAAUAAUGAAAAAGAUACUAGGUGUUCAAAGCGGCGGAAACACCAAAGAUGCUCUCGUCACCACUAUUAUGGUUUUCAUGAUGAAAACCGUUGACCAUGAGCGUAAAGUGCCUGGUAAGAAACGCAAGUCUACAGCAAAGACUCCAGGUUCAGCGAAAAAAGCGAGGAGAUCAAAGGCGUCAGACGAAGUAAUUGAUGACGACGAUGAUGAUGAUGAAGAGGAGGAGAAAAAAGAGGAGGACGAGGAAAAAAAGAAGAAAGAAGGGAAAAAGGAGAAAACGUCCGCGAAAGCGCCGAAGACGCCAGCCACUGCUAAGAAGCAAAAAAAGAAAAAAGAAUCAGAAGUCAAGGAUGCUUCUUCAAAAACGGACUCAGAUGAUGAUUCAGGACCCGCGAAAAAGAAGUCUAAGAAAGUGUCAAAAAAAGAUAGUGAUGACGAUAGUUCAGACACCUCUGAGGAGACAUCACAGGAGAACAGUCCCUCUGAGAAGGAACUUGAGACCGUAAUUGAAGAGCUGCUUGCUACUUUUGAUUUGGCGCAGGUCAGCAUGAAGCAAAUGUGCCAAGCGGUGAUAGAAAGAUUUCCCGGUACAAAUAUUGCUACUCGCAUUGAUUUCCUGAAAAGCAAGAUCAAGCAGUGCCUCUCAACAAAGUGA
Messenger RNA from Strongylus vulgaris, 1365 nucleotides. The record is from the annotation of a GenBank genome assembly. Lineage: Eukaryota; Metazoa; Nematoda; Chromadorea; Rhabditida; Strongylidae.